Lytechinus variegatus (green sea urchin) is the source of this 5524-nucleotide messenger RNA. RefSeq names its product UDP-glucose:glycoprotein glucosyltransferase 1-like. Lineage: Eukaryota; Metazoa; Echinodermata; Echinoidea; Temnopleuroida; Toxopneustidae. The record is from RefSeq and is a predicted model, not a curated record. Gene Ontology annotation, molecular function: UDP-glucose:glycoprotein glucosyltransferase activity. The coding region runs from base 73 to 4734 and encodes 1553 amino acids. Gene Ontology annotation, cellular component: endoplasmic reticulum. The transcript is spliced from 37 exons.
ACGUUUGAUACAGUGCAGUCAGUCAGCUGUUAAACCCGACGUCAACGAAAGUGAAGAAAUUUUCCUGUGGGCAUGGAUAGCUUAUUCAAAUUCCUCUUAUUACUUUGGUGUGUCCAAUGUGUGCUUGGUGCAUCAAAGUCCAGGCCUAUCACCACAACACUGGAAGCAAAAUGGACGAGGCAUUCAGUCGCCAUGGAAACCAGUGAAUUCAUAGCAGAAAAGAGCGAUGCAGCCUUCUGGAAAUUCCUGGAACAAGUGUCGGCUUAUAAAGAAAACUUCAGUCAUGAUGAAGCCUUGUAUCACUUCACACUCAAGAUGGCUAAUCGUCACUUGUCAAGCAUGGAACAGGAUUUGCUGAAGUGGGCCCUCUCCAUUCAUGCCUACGCUCCUAAAAUUGAGAUGUACCACCAGAUUGCAAGGAGCCUCUCGGUACCAGAAAAUUGUGAUACUUUCAUCGAUGUGCAUGGGAAAUUUACCUGCUCACUUGACAGACUGGAUGAACUUAUAGGAAACGUUGGUGAAAGGCCUAAACCUGACAUCUUUAAAGUUGAUCAUGAGUAUAAGCGGUCAUCUAAUGGAUCAGUGGUGGCAGUCUUGUACGGUGACAUAAGUGAUUACAAGUCAAUGGUUGCAGACUUCCACAAAGCCCUCGCAAGUAAAGCUGCCUCUGGAGAUAUCCAGUAUGUCUUCAGACAUUACCAAAGGGUUUCUUCUGGGGUCAAAGUUCGUCUGUCUGGUUAUGGUGUGGAACUGGCCAUCAAGAGCACAGAAUACAAAGCAGUGAAUGAAGAUGAGAACAAAGAUGGCUCUUCCAAGACUGAAGCCAGUGUUGAUGAUGGGCCGGAUGAAAUUGAGGGAUUUGUCUUCAGUAAACUGAAGGAACUCCACCCGGAUUUGACCGAGGAGCUUACUCAAUUCAAACAGCAUUUGGUAGACAACACCAAUAGAAUGGAGCCCCUCAAAGUAUGGCAACUACAAGACAUCGCCUAUCAGGCAGCACAGCGGGUACUGUCCACCCCUUCAGAGAACGCUCUUCAGGUGUUGACAGAUAUCAGCCAGAACUUUCCUCUUCUUGCUCGUUCCUUGAUCAGAACCCAGGUGAAGAAUGAGGUCCAGAAGGAAAUAAAGGAGAACCAGAAAUUAUUUGCGAUGAAUCAUAACACAGAUCAAGGAGAAGCUAUCAUCAUGGUGAAUGGGUUGGUCAUUGAUACAGAAGUAGCUGAUCCUUUUAUGCUUCUUGAUUUGUUGAAAGCAGAAGGAAAACUUUUAGAAGGUCUCCAUCAGCUUGGUGUUCAGGGUAAUAGCUUGACAGAUGUUAUGAAAACCAAGAUAGAGUCAUUGCAAGACAGUUAUGCUGUAGAUAUCAGAGAUAAUGCAGUCAUUUACAUCAAUGAUCUUGAGAGUGAUAAGAAGUACAAAGAGUGGCCGUCUCAUAUCCAGGAAUACCUCCGACCAACAUUCCCAGGAAUGCUCAGACAUGUUGCCAAGAAUGUCUUCCAUAUUACGCUCAUCUUAGAUCCAACCAGCCCUGACUCCAUGCUCCUCCUCGACCAAACCGAGAUGCUUUACCUCAGCGACGUCCCCCUUAGGUUUGGCUUCGUCUUUGUCGUCAAUGAUGAUGACAACGUGGAUGGAAGGGAUGAUGCCGGUGUUGCCAUGGUGAGAGCGUUUAAUUUUGCCCUGAUGGAAGAGGACGGUGGUAAAGCCAUGGAUCUUAUCACAAAGAUCCAUAGGGAGGCUGAUGAUGUGGUUCAGCCCGGUGACGUCAUAACAGUGAUAAAUCAGAUGUUCCCUGGCGAGGAUAUUGAUGAUAUCAUUGGACCUGAUACAGACUAUGAUGAUCAUAGACAGGAUGGCAAGGCAUUCUUGAGAAAGACCGCUCUUCGUGAGACGCCUCAAGUUCUAAUGAAUGGUGUGCCAUUGUCCAAAGAUGAGCUUGAUCCAGAUGUAUUUGAAGAAGCAGUUGUCACAAACAUCUUAGUGAAUACAGCCGACUUUCAAAGAGCAGUUUACAGAAACAAAGUUGGGGACCACACCGAUCUUCUGGAGUAUGCGAUGACCCAACCUAAUGUGAUGCCUCGUCUUAACCUGAAAAUUCUCAAAUCUGACAAUCCCAUCAUUGACCUCACAGGGUCUCCAGGUUCAACAACCAUUGAUACUCCCUUAGACACCCAUGGACUCUCUUCAAGUCAGUUGACAGGACUUCUAGCAGAUUCAAUCAAGUAUCUUACAAAGAAAGAUGAUGAUGCAAUUAGACCGGUAUCCAUGUGGGUUGUUUGUGAUCUAGAGACGAAGGAAGGCAGGCAGGUUGCCAGGGAUACUCUUCAGUAUGUGAAAACAUCAAACAAUGUAAGACUGGGGUUGGUCUACAAUGCCCCACUUCCAAAGGAUGGUGCUGAAGCCUUCUGGCUUGUUAGGGCCAUCCAAGCUGCUUUGGAGACACAGACGAGGAACUAUGCCAAGAAUUUCAUCUUUAAGCUCCUCAAGGAAGAGAAUUUUAAGAGCAUUCAAGAAGGAACAAAAACACCCCAGGACUUUGAAGUCAAUGGCAUGGAUAUGAAAGCCUUUACUGAAGCUUACAACAAACAUCGCAAGUCAUUUCUAGAGAAUCAUAGGGCCUUUGCUUCUGACGUUUUAAGUCUGGGGCUAGGAGACAGAGCCAUCGUAGCAAAUGGAAGGGUAUUUGGACCAUUUUCUCCUAAUGAGCCUAUAGAAGUAGCUGAUUUUGAGCUUAUAGAAAAAUUGAUCAUGAGUAAUUCUGCUACCAAUGUGAAAAAUAAGCUGAAGAACGUAAUAUCUUCCAAGGACAAGAAGAAAGACUUUGCUAGUGAUAUGGUGAUGAAGACAGACGCUUUACUAGCAUCUAGUUCUCAAUCUGAUUCAAGAAAAGAUACUCAAUAUUGGAAGAAAAAACAUAGCAUGAUGAAUAUUCCACCAAGAAAUUCUGACCAGGCUAGCUAUGAUAUUGUGGCCGUCUUGGACCCCUUAUCAAGGGCAAGCCAGAAGUGGAGUCAGCUUCUUCAUGUGCUUCACCAAGUGUUAAAUGUGAAUAUCAAUAUCUACAUGAACCCAAGGGCACAGCUUUCAGAGCUUCCUCUAAAGAGUUUUUAUCGAUAUGUGCUGGAACCAGAACUGGCCUUCAGGGUGGAUAGCAGUUUCACUGCAGGACCAUCAGCUAAGUUCCUAGACAUGCCCUUGGACACCUUACUCACCAUGAACUUACUCACCCCAGAGAGCUGGCUUGUUGAAUCGGUUAGGACACCUAAUGACCUGGACAACAUCAAACUCAGUGAGGUACCCGGUGGAAUCCUUGCCGAGUAUGAGUUAGAGUACUUACUCCUUGAGGGGCAUUGCUUUGAGCAGAACUCUGGACAGCCUCCCAGGGGCCUUCAGUUCACCCUGGGUACCGUUACCCAGCCUGUCAUGGUGGACACCAUUGUUAUGGCAAACUUGGGUUAUCUUCAGUUGAAGGCCAACCCAGGAGCCUGGUUGUUGCGUCUCAGACAUGGACCAUCUUCAGAUAUCUAUGAGAUAGCAAGUCAUGAAGGCACAGAUUCCUCUGAAGGAAGCGAGGAGGUGCAGGUCGUUAUGAGCAGUUUCAAGGCUAAGAUUGUCAGGAUGAAGGUGAAGAAGAAGCCUGGUAUGCAGGACGUUGACCUUCUCUCUGGUGAUGGAGCUAAGGAGGAGAAUGGUGGAGCAGGAGGAGGUGGUGGAGGAGGAGGACUCUGGAACUCCAUCUCAAAUUCGAUUUCUGGUCUCACCGGUGGAGGAUCAGGAGGAGGAGCUAAAAAGGGUGCAGAGACCGGUAAUGGGGACCUGGAUAAUCAGCUGAAUAUCUUUUCAUUGGCAUCAGGUCAUCUCUAUGAAAGAUUGCUUAGAAUCAUGAUGUUGAGUGUUCUCAAGCACACAAAGUCUCCUGUCAAAUUCUGGUUCCUCAAAAAUUACCUUUCACCUUCAUUCAAGGAAAUAAUACCAGAGAUGGCUAAGGAAUAUAACUUUGAAUACGAAUUAGUUCAGUAUAAGUGGCCUCGGUGGCUCCAUCAACAAACAGAAAAACAAAGGAUGAUAUGGGGGUACAAAAUUCUUUUCCUUGAUGUUUUGUUCCCGCUCAAUAUCAAGAAGAUCAUAUUUGUGGAUGCUGAUCAGAUUGUAAGGGCAGACAUGCAGGAACUGGCUGACUUUGACCUCAAGGGUGCGCCCUAUGGCUAUGUGCCGUUUUGUGACAGCAGAAAAGAGAUGGAUGGUUUCAGAUUUUGGAAAUCAGGAUACUGGGCAAACCAUUUAGCAGGAAGAAAAUACCACAUUAGUGCCUUAUAUGUGGUAGAUUUAGUGAAGUUCCGUAGAAUAGCAGCAGGUGAUCGCCUGAGAGGACAGUAUCAAGCUCUCAGUCAAGAUCCUAACAGUUUAUCAAAUUUAGAUCAGGAUCUACCUAAUAACAUGAUACAUCAAGUUGCUAUAAGGUCGUUACCUCAGGAAUGGCUCUACUGUGAAACGUGGUGCCAUGAAUCAGAGAAACCUAGAGCUAAGACAAUAGACUUGUGCAAUAAUCCCCUUACAAAAGAACCUAAGCUUACAGCAGCAGUAAGGAUAGCACCAGAAUGGGUGGACUAUGAUAAUGAAAUCAAGAAUCUAUUAGAGAAAAUAGCUAAUGCCAGCCAAGAAGAAGAAUUAGAAGAAGAAAUUUUUGACGAACCAGAUACAGAAAAAGAUACACAUGAGCACAUAGAUUUAUGAUGAAAGCUUUUCUUAGCAUAUCUUCUUGAUGGGGGAGUAUCUUCUAGGAUAACCUUGAAACAGAACUGAGCACAACCUUGUUGCUUCGUAUGGACUUCAUCUUAUUUAAUGGAGUCAAACCUGCUUUAGCGACCGUCUGUAUAGGACCACUGUCUCUGAGGACCAUGGACCCGUCUUACAAAGAGUUGCGAUCAACCUCAACUACAUGGAUAUCUAUCAAUGUCAUAAUGUUUCCUACAGGAAAUUUGCAUAAUGUCCUUUUGAAAACAAAAGAGCAUCCCUUAUUGUUAAAAAAAUGAUGAACAUGUGCAUAUUGAUUAUAUCUAGAGAGGAACAAACAUGCAUUUUAAAUGUUGACAUUGCUGGCUUUCCAUAGUUGUGGUUGAUCGGAUCAGUUGCUAGUCUUCAUAAGAUGGGGUCCAGGAGAUUGAUUUCCUUGGUAUUGUACUUCUCAUAGAAAUGUGUACUAAAGGAACCUGUCCAUAAAGAUCACCUAUAAAGAAUCACUUCCUACUCUUCCUUGGGUGGUCUUUAGGUACAGGUUUUACUUCAUAAUAGGAGCCUGUUCAUAAAGACUACUGUUUCCCUUUAGAGGUCUUUAUAGACAGGUUUCACUGUACUAUUAAAAAAUAAAGUAAAAUGAUAUUUGCACUUCAUGGUAGUGUGUGCAUUGGUUUGGAUAAACUCCGAAGAAUGGCUUAUUUUGCUGAACCAGAUUGGCCCGAAUUCACAAAGGUAGUUUUGAAAACCCACGGUUGAGUCCAUGGUUUAUGCAUAUUUCCUGUAUAAA